Morus notabilis is the source of this 1372-nucleotide messenger RNA. RefSeq names its product E3 ubiquitin-protein ligase Topors. The transcript is spliced from 5 exons. The coding region runs from base 1 to 843 and encodes 280 amino acids. Gene Ontology annotation, biological process: protein monoubiquitination; protein polyubiquitination. The record is from RefSeq and is a predicted model, not a curated record. Gene Ontology annotation, molecular function: ubiquitin protein ligase activity. Lineage: Eukaryota; Viridiplantae; Streptophyta; Magnoliopsida; Rosales; Moraceae.
AUGGAAUGCUCAUCGUUUUCCCGAACGUCACCGUCGAGAAAAACGAAGUUUCUCCGGCGAAUAAUUUCGCCGGCGAUCCGAGGGCAAUAUUGUCCAAUUUGCCUGGAAUACCUCCAUGGACGGACCUCUGCGGUGCUCACGGCGUGCAACCACGCCUACUGCGAGCAUUGCAUUCGCAAGUGGAGCUUCUUCAGACGAAAAUGCCCUCUCUGCAACUCCGAUUUCGACUCUUGGUUCUCCCGCAUCAGCUUCUCUUCUGGAAAGUUCCAUCGACACCGCUUACCGCCUCUCGAAACAACAAGUUCUAGAAACUUCCGCUUCGAAGAAGAAGAAGAACGUCCUCGAAGGAUCGCGAUAAAUUCUUCUCGGCGGCGAACGACGCCGGUGCCGUGGCGGCGGUCGUUUGGACGGCUGGGAUCUGUCGGUGCUGACGUCAUUGCUCAGAGAAAACUUCAAUGGCGUGCGAGCAUAUACGAGCGACGUUUGAAAGCUGUUCCUUUAACAUCAGUAGACCGUGUUGAACAGAAUGUAUCGGGAAAUAGUGGUGCGAGGGAAAGGAUAUUGAGGAGAAUAGAGCCGUGGGUUCGAAGGGAGCUACAAGCUGUGCUUGGUGACCCAGAUCCAUCUGUGAUUGUUCAUGUGGCGACUUCACUUUACAUUGCGACCCUUGAAAAGAAGGUUCAUUGCUCUUCUGGACAGCCCGGUCAAGGAGAUCAGUUCCUCACGGAAUUACGUGCAUUCGUGCUUGACAAAACCGACCUUUUUUGGCAUGAAUUCAGAUGUUUUGCGGAGAGUUCAUUUACCAUGGAAACAUAUGAUGCAGUGGUUGAAUAUACGCAGUAGAUUGGUAAACUGGAGCAGCAUUAUUUCAAUUUGCAAGUGCUGGAAAUGGCAUCAGAAAAACAGGGUUCUUUAUCAGUUGGAAUUUAAGCCUCUAUGGAAGCCUCUUUCCAAAGAAAGUUUUUCAUCCUUCUUAAGCUUCUGUUAUGGAAAUCAUGAUCCAAUUGGAGCAUUUUUUUUUAUGGUUCUGCUUCUACCACUGCAAGCAAAAUGAAGAUCGUUUGCGGGAGCGGAGAAUAAUUUGCAGGAUAAUUUGCUUGCAAUCUAAAAAUCAGCUUUGCUGGUUUAGGAAUUAAAGGAGGCUCAACAGUCCACAUUCCAAGCUUUGGAAGAGCUUAUUGGAACCCAUGGAAAAUGGGGAAGGCCUUAUGGUGAAGAGCAAUGGAUGGUCUCGUAACAAGAGCAAAUCUGAACAUUUUUAUUCCGUGUUAAAUGCACUUGGCAUGAUAGGGGAAGAAAGAUCAAACCGUAAUAAGAAAAGUAAUUGGUUUAAAUUAUAUUGCUUUUCUCAGUGUUUAAUUGUUUUUGAAAC